UCAAAAUUGUAAGUCAACAAAACAAUAACUCGACUCAACAUGAAUUCAAAGAUCAUUUUUGCUUUUAUUUUAGCUGUUAACAUCUGUACCAUUACAACUGCUCAAGUGUACAGCUAUAAAGUGGCUGUUAGCACGGCUUAUAGAGAGUUUGAUAGCCAUGAAGGUAAACUCAAGCUUUCAGUUAUGAGUAAUGACACCAAUAAAAUUACACGAGAAGACUACUUAUUGACUCCAAAUGAUGUUGAAUUAAAAAGAGACAGUACUUAUACUGCAAAAAUUUCAUCGAUUGCUCCAUUAGACCACAUUACAUCAGUUUACCUUCGAUGGACUCUGGCCACACCAAACAAUACCGCCUAUGCGACCAAAAAACCAACAAUCUAUGUCAAUCCGGUUAAGCUAAAGAUGUUUACGCUUUUGCCACUCCCAAGUUUUUCUCCAUGUGAAAUUCACAUUUUUUAUCCAGAAACUUUUCCAAUCGGAAUUACAAAUGAGGAUGAAGCUAAUUUCAAAUUUGGGCAUAUCGAAACGGAUUGGAUCUAUUAUUAUAGAACCCCAAACGUCUCUCGAAUAGAUGCUGAUUGCUAAAUGUCUUGUAUCUCAAAGUCGCAAGUUUCGUCUAGCAUCUAUUCCCUUUGCACGCAACAUGCUAAUAGAGGUACUUUUCAUGUCUUGUAUUUUGAGCACUAUGAAAUUUUCAUAAUUAGCGAACCAAUUCUUAUUUGAUUACUGCGAUUGCAAGGAAAAGACCGUGUUUCAAAUAAUUACUGAAUUAAAUCAACUUUAAUAACAAUUAAAUAAAUAAACUAACUCGUCAGAUUUAUUCACCCUUUCGAAUGCUGAAUAUCGGGUUCGCUUAGGAUCACAAAAUAAUUUAUUGCUCUUACAAGUUAUUCAGGAUUUCAAAAUGUUUGUCUCGACUAACCCAUCAUGUUGAAAGAGACCGCAAAUUCAGCCGAUUACUCAAUUUCCAUGUUGAUUACAUGGAUAUGCACAUGGAUAGCAUGCUGAAUUAUAUAGUGAAGUUUUGAUUCUGGAAAAUCAGCAAACAGGGUUAACAGAUUGAAAUAUGGAUUUAAAAGUAUAUUUUUAAACUCAAUAAAGAUGCCGUCCAAGCCAGUAAAUGUUGAAACAACGUAAUCAAACAUUCUGAAUAAUUUGGUCAAUCAUAUUUGAAAAAUAGCCAAAAAGAGUGAAAAUUGCAGAAGCUGAUAUAAAGAC
Tetranychus urticae (two-spotted spider mite) is the source of this 1218-nucleotide messenger RNA. RefSeq lists its product as uncharacterized. The record is from RefSeq and is a predicted model, not a curated record. NCBI's taxonomy places the organism in Eukaryota, Metazoa, Arthropoda, Arachnida, Trombidiformes, Tetranychidae.